AUGAGUGACGAAAGAUCUCGAGUGACGAGGAGUCAAGGUCCAACUCAGAAUGAAUGGGAGGAGCUACGACCAAUCAUUGAGAGACACUACAAACACGAGAACAAGACUGAGAACCAGGUUCGAAGGAUAUUACUUGAAGAACAUGGAGUUCCAAUCACGACUAAGAUGUUCAAACAGCAUGUACGGAAAUGGCGGCUAGACAAGAAAUUCAAACGGAGGGAGAUGAUAUUCUCGCUUCGCAAAAUUCAGCAACGUAAAACGGCAGGAAAGGCGACUAGGAUAACUAUUAGGGGAGAAUUACUUACAGAGAUGAGACUGAAUUACUACUUCAAGCGGAGGCCCAUGACUACAGCCGAGCAACUCGAGACAGAGGCUAAUGCUUCAACACCAUCAGACCUGGAUUACGCAACUCCGAGAGACGAUACUUCGACAGACGACGCAGCAACAGUCAUUAAUUCACCUGCAGCUUCUCCGUUCACGCCACAGUCGCCUGUGUCCCUGGGCAUUAGCUCUAUCAUAAAGUCGCCGAGUGACCAAGACCUGGGAGCGACCAUUACGGAUGUCGUACCUUAUCGAGCUCCCAGCAGAAAUUCUCCUUCUGACCAUUCAAAUCCACAAAGGUGGUCUUUGCACUAUACUCUCAGCCCACAGGAGACCUUCUUACGACAACUUUACGAACAUGUUCGAUUGACGACGGGUGGAGAGAUUGUCAAGUCGCACAGAAGAACUAAGUUCGACACAAGCAGUAUUCUCCGAGCCUCUGGUUGGUUUGAUCCAUUCCUCAACAACGCUGUGGAAGCCGAGAGGAUGGGUGAAAGAGAUGUUGCGAACGCUAUAAUGAAACGGUGCGCGGAUGUUGUUGCAGCUGAAGUCGAGGGUUAUUUUCCCGACAUGUGUGUGCUGGAAAUGGUGGAGAUUGUACACUACCUACAACUACGCCGAUGUCAACAGCUCCAGCUUCAUUUCAUGUAUGCAUUAUACGACAGUGUCACGAACCGGCUAGGACAAUUUCAUCCAUUAGUCGAAUUGCUCUGCAGCGCGACCAAAGGAUAUACUUGCAGUAUAUCGUCAACUUUGAUACCUACUAUACUGGAUUUUCUGGAUGCACAUACCAAGUCCGAUGUUUCAUUGAAUACACUCUUGCCACUAUUUGCUUUCCAGGAAUUGAGGUCGAUUGAUACCAUGCCGCGCGAUCUGCUGAUGCACGCUCAGCAAAGCAGCCACCGGCGAUGCGAACACUGCACAGAAGCAAUGGAUCGAAGCCCGUUCGUCUCACAAGCAUUUCGAUCCUGGGCACAUCGACAAUUUAUCAGCCUCCUCAAUGACGUCUGGGUCGAGCCGGACGCACAACAGUCUGCGUUCCACGCCAUAAGAAGAUCUCGCGUCUGGCGAUACAUCUGGAAAUUCCCAGACAUGGCAACACGUCGCCAGGAACUCCAAAAGAUGACGUUCAAGCAGCGAUUCUGGGCUGUAGCAAAGAUAUGUUUCGAGCUCGUCACACGGAGUAUCGAGAGGAUCUUCCUCAACUGUCACGACGAGCUGUCCGCGUACGAUUAUGUGUCGAGUCUUGUUCGUCAAAGCAGGAUAGGACUGGAAGAGGAUGAGAUAAUGCCGCUGUGGACGGAUAAAGGUGAGAGCUCCUUGUUCGAUAUGGAAUUGCAUACACCUGAGCAAUGUGAGCACGCGACUUGUGGACGGGUCAAGCGAUCGUUGCAGUACUGGGUAGGUGAGCAAUUGUGCUGCGUCUGA
Lithohypha guttulata is the source of this 1749-nucleotide messenger RNA. RefSeq lists its product as uncharacterized. The transcript has 2 exons. Bases 1 to 1749 code for a protein of 582 amino acids. The record is from RefSeq and is a predicted model, not a curated record. NCBI's taxonomy places the organism in Eukaryota, Fungi, Ascomycota, Eurotiomycetes, Chaetothyriales, Trichomeriaceae.